AUGGGAAUCGAGAAAACACGACGUUUGGCUCGAGAAACCGUGUACUGGCCAAACAUCAACCAUGACAUCGACAUUGCUACCAAGAUAGGCACUGACCUAUUUGAAAUAGGUGGAGAUGACUUUCUUCUGAUCAUCGACUAUACCUCGAAGUUCCCAGUCGUCCACAGGCUGCGAGAUACCAAGAGCGCAACGGUAGCUGGUGUGACAUCCCGCACACUUGCCAUGCUCGGAGCGCCAGCAGAAAUAAUAUCGGACAAUGGCCCACAGUUCGUUGGAGCGCCCCACCAGGACAUGUGUGCUUCGUGGGGCAUAAGUCACAUCACAUCUUCACCCCGAUACCCACAAUCCAACGGUUUCGUGGAACGUGCAGUGCGGACGGUCAAGACACUCAUAAAGAGAUGCCAAAAGUCGAAGCAGAAUGUUGAUAAAGCACUUCUGAACCUGCGAGCUACUCCCAUUGACUCCAAACUGCCGUCUCCUGCCGAGAUUCUGUUUGGCAGGCCACCUUGCACAAGCUUGCCAAGCCGCCGCCCAUACACUGAAGCACGACACCAGGAAAUGAAGGAUGCCCAUGACAAGAGGCGUGACCGAAUGAAAGCAGAUUACGACAGGAGAUACUCAGCCAAUGAGCUCCCACCUCUCCAUGUUGGGCAGAAGGUCCGGAUUCUUGAUCAGGAUUCUCGGGCUUGGCUGCCAGGCGAGGUGACAACCGUGUGUAGAGAGCCGAGGUCGUAUAAAGUCGCCACCCCAAACGGUAGCAUAUUGAGACGUACUCGAUCCCACCUCAGAGAGAUGACAGAUACACGACGCUCUAUCACUCCCAAGCGUGUCAGAUUUGCAGACACUGAGAAAACCAAAGACCUCAGUAAGCAGCACAAACUUUCAGCAGAGAGCUAG
This is a messenger RNA of Patiria miniata (bat star), 897 nucleotides long. RefSeq lists its product as uncharacterized. Gene Ontology annotation, molecular function: nucleic acid binding. Bases 1 to 897 code for a protein of 298 amino acids. Gene Ontology annotation, biological process: DNA integration. The record is from RefSeq and is a predicted model, not a curated record. The transcript is spliced from 2 exons. Lineage: Eukaryota; Metazoa; Echinodermata; Asteroidea; Valvatida; Asterinidae.